CAAGUGACAUCCAGGUACUUAGUCCUAAUAGGUACGAAAACAUUGAAAACAGUAUCGAAGUUGGUAAAAGGUGGUUAAUUGAUAAAUAAUCAUGAGUAACACAGCUUCUGAGCAACCCAUAGAUGUUAUCAAGCCUACUGAAGAUGGGAAAGCAAAAUUAAGAAAAUGGCUCAACAUGAACUUUAGAAUAGAGAUGACCGAUGGUAGAGUGCUUAUUGGAGUAUUUUUAUGCACAGAUCGAGAUGCAAAUGUUAUAUUAGGAGCAUGUUCAGAGUAUCUUAAAAGUGGUGAUGGUGAAACAGAGGAGCCAAGAGUUCUAGGUUUAGUGAUGGUACCAGGUCGUCACAUUGUGUCCAUUCAGUUGGAUGAUACUACACCUCCACAAAUGUACUGUUAUGAUGAGUGAUUCCUCAAUAAUGUCCUUGGUUUUGUAAUAAAAAAUCCAUUUUUAGUAAUAUCUCUUAUUAGUUUGUCAUUGUGUAUAAUAUUUAUACUUGCUAUCUAUUAGAGUUAAGUUUUAAUAAGGAAUAAAACAAUUUGUAAACAUGUGUAUUUGUAAGUAUUUAUAUUUAUUAAUUAAGGAGUAUUCAAGUUUUCAAUAUGCUGCUUUAGUACAUCUGGUUCAAGGUAAAUAUUUUUAGAAUGAUUAGCAAAGGGGUUGUAUUCAUCUACAUUGUGGUUUGAUUGUAAUAAUACAGAUAAUUCAUUCACAAGUUCAUUCAUUGAAUGCUGAGACCCAUUUAACUUCAAGUACAAAAAUUGUCUAUUUAGAAUAUUAUUUAAGCAAAUAUAUGGUUGAACAACUCCUUCUUGUUUACUUAAUUUACUAUAAUAUAUCACACUUUUGUUUCUUACAUCCUCAUCUUCAUCUUGCAGAAGCAUUAUUGCACAUCUUAUUGUAAUAACUUUUACUGAAUCAGACAAAUUAUCAAACACAUAAGCAAGUUCAUUAUUGGCUGUAGCUGCUACAUAUCUCAUAUCAACAUCUGAUUUAUCAAAAUCACUUAGUUUUUGAAUGAUUUGCAUCAAAGACAUCUGACCAUCUUUCUCAAGACCCAGAAUAUUUCUUGCCAACAAUGGAAUCAUGUAUCUUAUUAUGUAUACUGAUUGACUUUCUACUAAAACUUUUAUAAGUUCUACUACAUCUAAAUGAUUAGAUAUAUCUAUUCGUAAAGAUAUUUCAUAAAUUAUUUUCCAAGUAAUACUGCUGUAAUAUUUUUUCUCAAAUGAUAACAAGAUAUCAACUAUUUCCAAUAGAUGUUCUGUCAAUGCACAUUUCUGAUCUUUAAUUUUGAGGAGAAUGAACUCACAAUACUUUUCGUGAUUACUUAAUUUCAAAACUUUCUGUAACAAAUUUGGUAUGUUAUUCCAUUCAGAUAUCUUUAUAUAUUUCUUGAGACGAGCUUCGGCCCAUAAAUCCACACCAGGCAAGUGCACUGAACUAUUAACUUGCAUAAUUGUGGUUUCAAUAUCUUCUAAUUUGUAACUAUUUAUGAAAACAUCUUCAAAUAAUGUUCUGCUUAGAAACGAAUGGUUACCACUAGAUAUGAUUCUUUCGAAUUUUUCUUUCAGCUGCUCAAAGUACUCUGGGUGAGCUUCAUUCAAUAAAUAAUAUUUUUGGCAUAUACUUAACAAAAUUAAACUUCCAUGCAGAUCAUUUUCUGACAGAAAAACAUGAGUUAAUAAAAUAUGAAAGAUUUGUAUAGAAUCAUAGAUGUUAAAUAUACAUUUUGCUGUCAAUCGUCUAACUGUAUGUAUGGGACUGUUGAGGAGUAUAAACAAACAUUUUAAUAAAUCCUCAUCAGCAGUUUUCUGUAGUUGAAUAUCAAAAGAAAAAUUGUAUCGCUUUGCACUGUUUGCCAAAAGGUUCAAUAUUGGUACCAAGUUUGAGUGUGACUGAACCACAUCUGGUUGAUUGCUUAGCUUUAACUGUUGCAUUAUAUAUUUCCAUAGCUUUGGUGAAUGAGUUCGGAGCUCAUCGCACGCGACAGUCGCUGUAGUUUGCUCAUCACUACCUGAAGCUUUCUUCUCACCAAUUUGCUUUGGUAUCAAGGCUCCAUACAACUGAAGAGCUGCAUUUCUGGAAUUUUUUAAAUGUAAGUUGUCAUAUGUGUCCAUUGUAGUUACAUUGUUAGAAAGUAUUUUAUUUGAGAUUACCUGAUUUGCCAAUGUGCACUAGUAAGAUUGCCAAAAGCAAGUUCAGCCAAUUUAGCAAAAUAAAACAUCAUGUCUGUAGCUAAACCGCUGUCAGUGACUAUUCUUGUCAAGAAAUGUAUGUAGAUUGCUUUUGGUAGAUCAAUUUGAUUUUCAUCAUUUCUUUUUGGGGUGUCCUUUGUUGAAUUACAUAUGUCCAACAGAGUAUUUAUAAAGUAGUGGAACAAAGGCUGAAAACAUUAAUUUAUUAACUUUUUUUUUUUCAAAUGGAAUUUCUAUUGUUUAUUUGGAUUUCUUACUUUGCCCUUCUUCAUGUCGCUGGAUACUAUUCUGUGCACCAUAAUAGACAGACCUGCACCUCUUCUGGUAAUAGAUGCCAUUUUGUUUGUUUCUGAUAUUAAAUCAUUUAGUUUACAUCUAAGUAGAAUGUUGGGUACUUCUGAAGCUUUAUUUUCUUCUGGCAAUGAAGUUAGGAAUUGAAUACCUUUUCCUAUAAAUUAGAGAAAUUG
This is a messenger RNA of Spodoptera exigua (beet armyworm), 2663 nucleotides long. The record is from the annotation of a GenBank genome assembly. Lineage: Eukaryota; Metazoa; Arthropoda; Insecta; Lepidoptera; Noctuidae.